Molecule: messenger RNA, 3565 nt
Organism: Paralichthys olivaceus (Japanese flounder)
Lineage: Eukaryota; Metazoa; Chordata; Actinopteri; Pleuronectiformes; Paralichthyidae
Gene: atl2
Product: atlastin GTPase 2
Biological process (GO): protein homooligomerization; endoplasmic reticulum organization
Molecular function (GO): GTPase activity; GTP binding
Source: RefSeq, a predicted model, not a curated record
AAGAGAGGAGCUGCCGUGACGUCACGCGCGUCAGAGCCCAGUCGUCCAAGAUGGCGGAGGUGAGCGGGCUGAGGGGCAGAAAUCACUUCAAGCCCGGGCACAAGAGCCGCGUCGCCGACGAAGGCUUGAGUGGCAUGGACGAGGCCCCUAUUUUUCAGCAUAAGAACAGGCCUCCUUUAGCCAAGACCGAAGAUCUGGAGGAUGAUUUCCUUCCCAGGACCAAGGCCUCAAACUCUGGCAAAAAUGCCAGCAUCACCCCCUCACCUGAUGAAGGGAUUCACGAAGAGGCAGUGAUAGAGGAAGAAAAAGCCAAGCCCAUCCAGAUUGUCCUGGCCAACGAGGAUGAGCACAGCUUCGAGCUGGACGCAGCAGCGCUGGAGAAAAUCCUGCUGCAAGAUCACGUGAAGGACCUGAAUGUGGUGGUGGUGUCUGUGGCAGGGGCCUUCCGCAAGGGCAAGUCCUUCCUGCUGGACUUUAUGCUGCGAUACAUGCACAGUCAGAGUGAGUCAUGGAUUGGAGGUGAUGAUGAGCCUCUGACAGGUUUCACCUGGAGAGGAGGCUGCGAGAGGGAGACCACAGGAAUUCAGAUCUGGAGCGAAGUGUUUGUGAUCGACAAGCCGGACGGCAGCAAGGUAGCUGUCCUCCUUGUUGACACUCAGGGAGCAUUUGACAGCCAGUCCACCAUAAAGGACUGUGCUACCGUGUUCGCCCUCAGCACAAUGACCAGCUCUGUACAGGUUUACAAUCUCACCCAGAACAUCCAGGAGGAUGAUUUGCAGCAUCUGCAGCUUUUCACAGAAUAUGGUCGACUGGCAAUGGAAGAGAUCUACCUGAAACCUUUCCAGUCCCUGAUGUUCCUGAUUCGUGACUGGAGUUAUCCUUAUGAACAUGACUACGGUCUGAAAGGUGGCAACGCCUUCUUGGACAAAAGACUACAGGUUAAAUGCAACCAACAUGAAGAGCUGCAGAACGUGAGGAAGCACAUCCACUCCUGCUUCUCAAGCAUCAACUGCUUCCUGCUGCCACAUCCUGGCCUCAAGGUGGCCACCAACCCCUACUUUGACGGCAGGCUUAAAGACAUCGAUGGUGAUUUUAAAAGGGAGCUUACCCAGCUGGUGCCUCUGCUCCUGGCCCCAGAGCGACUGGUAGUGAAGGAGAUCGGAGGCAACAAAGUCACCUGCAGAGAUCUCCUGGAGUAUUUCAAGGCUUACAUAAAGAUCUACCAAGGUGAAGAGCUGCCUCACCCAAAGUCCAUGCUGCAGGCGACGGCAGAAGCCAAUAACUUGACUGCUGUGGCAGGAGCCAAAGACUUGUACGGCAAGAACAUGGAGCAGAUCUGUGGUGGGGACAAGCCAUACAUCGCCCCAGCUGACCUGGAGCGCUGCCAUGAGGAGUUUCGCGAGCACUCUGUGCAUCACUUCCGCUCAGUGAAGAAAAUGGGUGGCGAGGAGUUCUGCCAGCGCUACCAGAACCAGCUGGAGUCCGAGCUGAACGAGGCCUACAGCAACUUCUCCAAACACAAUGACGGCAAAAACAUCUUCUACACAGCACGCACACCCGCCACGCUGUUUGCAGUCAUGUUUGUCACCUACGUGGUGUCUGGGGUGACCGGCUUCAUUGGUCUGACCACCUUAGCAGCGCUGGCUAACUUUGUAAUGGGCAUAGCGCUGCUGUCCCUCUGCGCCUGGGCAUACGUGAAGUAUUCUGGAGAGUUUCGGGAGGUGGGAACGAUGAUAGACCUGGUGGCCGAUACACUCUGGGAACAGGUUUUGAAGCCGUUAAGUGAACAUUAUAUGGAAGACAACGUCAGACAGACGGUGGUUAACUCUCUCAAAGCCAGCUUGACAGAACAGGGCUCGCAGCACACCAAGUUAAAGACUCAUUGACACUCCUCCUCCUCCUCCUCUUCCUCAUCAUGUUUAUCCUCCCCCCGCCCACUCACUCAACGUCUUCAGUCCUAGAACUGUGGAACUAGUUCAACACCAAAGCUUUUCCUCCCACAAACACCCAUCAUGACAUCGUUGACCUGUUUACCGUCUGUGCUGCUCUUCAUCGCCCCCCUGUGCCUCAGAGCAGAAACUGCAUGUUUAUUGAAGGACCGAGGAGAGGAGCCGGCAGUUUCAACCUCUCGCCAAAACCUGAAGGAAAAGCAUCUCCUCCUGUGUGCCACGCUGGGAUAGUUGUAAUGUACACUGUAGACACACACACACACACACACACACACAGUUUUGCUGGUAGCGACUUUGCGAUGGAGCUGUAAUUCAGGGAAAUCUGUCAGGGCUGUGCAGCUGUUAUCAACAAUAGAUGCAAACACUUACCUGUGCAUUUAACAGUUCAGUGUUACAGGACACACAGUUCAAGAACAUUUCCUACAAGCACAAGUGACUAAUCAGCUGAGAACAAUAACUGAGGUGAUUGUUUUUCUCUCUUUUUCGUUAUUUCAGUAAAACCAGAAAACUGAUUUUUAAGAUUUAAAGUUAACGCAGAUCACAUGUUCUCGUGUUGGAGGUUGUCUUAACAGUUACAUUUCCAGUCUGUCCUGUUCUGGUAAAUCGAUUUUUGUUUCAUAUUUGAAAUGAACAGGAGCUGAAACAUUUUAUUUCUGCUCUGACAUAUUAAUAACUCACCUGCUCACCUCCAUUCAUUCAGCUUUUUAACUCUAAAUCUAGAAGGUGUGUUCACCGGGUUAAUUCGUAAAAUCAAACUGGCCUCAUGUUUCUUCUUGACAGAACCUCUGUACACAUCUGUCUCAUCCUUAAAUACUCUGACGGUAAUACUGAAGACGACUGUAGCAGGCUUUAUUUUAGAACUGACGUGUUUUAUUUGGCCUCUAGUGUCUUGUAGCAGAUCCUCUGCAUGGUGCUGUGUUGUAGCAUUAGCGCUAAGCUAAGAGCUUUUAGAGCCCAGGUAUCCUCCACUGCCUUUCAUUCAAUCCACCACAGCUCCGACUGCGUCCUCUCAUCUGACGACACGCAGGCUGCAAGUUUGAUUUUUGCCUUUGGGAUUUUUUUUUAGCCCAAAUCACUGUUACAGGAAAGUUUGGUCAUUGUGAAAAAAUACAUUUAUUUGCUGAGAGAUGAUUCACACUGAAAUCUGUUGGAGAAAUAUGAAGCGGAAGCAGCUUAGCACAGACCCCCCCCAGUCUUUAUGCUAAGCUAAGCUAAUUGUCGGCUGGCUAUAGCUUUGUAUUUAACUGCUAAACUCGUUUUCUAAAACUUUGACCUUUUCCUUUAACUGUCAACAUAUUGUCUCUUAUUUCUUUUUUUCUUUUCUCUAAAAAAUCUGAAUCUAAAUCUUUUCUUUUCCUCAAAUCUAAAUCUUUAAUACUUUUCCAUUGGUGUCCUGACUUGAUGUAAUUUAAUGAAGCGUAGAAAUGUACUGCUCCCUUCUGUUUCUUUAAGUUAACACAGCUGCAUCACAUCUGUCUGAGCUCUUGACAUUGAUUCCAUCCACAGUGUUUCAGUCUCGUCCUGUUCGGUCUCUCUGUCUGUGUUGACGUGUCACAGAGCGGGCAUGUAUGUUGGAUUAAAUAUUUAAAUAAACUUUGAAUACGUUUUAUAGUGAA